AUGGCUGAUAGAAAAGUCAUUGUCGUUCUCCAUUCCUUGGCCCUCGAAGAUCCCAUCCCUCAGCGCUCUCUCACCUUCAGUGCUGCUUCAGAUCGUGUAGAGAUUGGCAGAGCAUCCAAGCGUGAAAACAAAAACCUCGCACCAUCUCUUCACAAUGCCUUGUUCGACUCUCGCGUAAUGUCUCGAACCCAUGCCGUGCUCCAUGUUUCAUUUGAAAAGAAGCUUGUUUACAUUCGUGAUCCUGGGUCUAUGCAUGGAACCUGGUUGAACAGGGAGAAAAUCCCAUUUGACAAGGAUAUCCCUCUAUCAGACGGUGAUGAGUUGACCUUUGGUGUAGAGGUUGUCCGAGCGUGCGAUACAUUCCCACCUCUCAGAGUUCGUUGCGAGUGUCGGUGGCUAGAGGCUCCAAAGGAAACUGUACAAAAAACCCAACACCAAGCUGCUACCAAUACUUUCUCUGUCCCUGACGAUGAUCUUGAUGAUGUCGAGUAUCUCGGUGACUCUCCGAUAGGCGGUCAGAAUGCCAUCGACCUUACUACAGACCAAACAUCCGAUUCAAACGCUUCAAGUGCCUGGUCGGAUUGGGAAGACAAUCAUUCUGUGGCUGAGGUCCCGUCCCCCAUGACAUCUCCCGCAAAGAAUGUUGAGUCAAAAGCCGGUCAGCCUGUCGACACUUCAAUGACGCUCAAGCAAGACAUGCCGCAAAAGGUUAAGCCCAGCAUUGAGAAAGUUGUGAACUCUGAGCAGCCUCUAGCGACUCCAAGAACGACACCGCCCUCAAUUUAUCAUGACUCGGAAGACCUCGGCGGCGACGACCAAUAUCAUGAUGAGUAUUUUGCUCACAGUUUGGAGGAAGACCCCAACGUUGGGCCCGAAGACUGGAGUAUUGGGGCCGAGGCGGAAGAGGACGAAGACGAGGAGCAGAAUGAGCAGGAGCAGGGGCAGGAGGAAGAGGUAGAGGAAGAGGAGGAGGAGGAGGAAGAAGAAGAGCAAGCGAUGCAAGAUGAGCACUACCACCAGCAGGAUGAGCUUGUGGAAAUGAGCGCCUUGCUUAAUCCAGUGCCUGGAUGUCUCCGGCUCGACGACAUUCAUGUUUCAAAUGAUUCCGUUUUAAACAAUGCUGAUACAGCAUCCAAUCGGAAGCAAAACGCUUCUAAUGAGGAUCGAAAUGCACCCCGGGUGGUCAACCCCGCAUCUAAUAAUCGUGGUCUACCUGACCCUCCCAGGGUUGAACCCGCUGCUUCAAGCAAUCUUUGGCCAGAGAAUAAACUCCCCAGCCCAGUCUCUCAAGGGGAACAGCCUAGGAAUUCAACCUAUUCUCCAAGUGGUCCUUUGCAGUCGUCCUUCGCAGAUGAUGAAACACAGCGCCUGCGUUACCAUUCUACUGAACAACUAUCUGGUCACUUCUCACGCGCUAAGCCCAUCCUGUUUCCACCGAUUCUGCAGAAUCAGCUACCUCCCGUCAGAUAUUCUCUAGAUACCCUGCCAUUUCAGGGUGUUUACCAGAUGAGCGCGCCAUACAACAACGGGCCUUUCGCGACCAGCCGGCCAAUGGCGGGCGCUUCAGCACCACAAGCGAACACAUCCAGCAGCAGCUCUAAGCCGGAUAUAAUGCCUUUCAUGGAUUCACUCGCACCGAUGAUGCCCAGAACAUCUUGUGAUGCAACGCAGGAUCUAACCACAAACACCUCGUCGAAGAAGAGGAAGGCAGCAGAGCUUGACUCUGAAGCAGCAGAAAAUGAUCAUCAAGAAUCUGGCAUCUCUUCAGGGCCGGAACCGCAGCAAUCGCUUAUGAAGAAUGAUGAUAUAGCAGAUGCCGAUCUCCCUGAUGCGCAACCACGGACCGUUGCAGCCCUUCUCAAUACCGAGUCAAAUGCUCUUGAUGGCUUUGACUCCCAGCUUACAACUGUGAGCGUCCCGGAGAACCCUAAGGAGGCCAAAGAGAGCGAGCGGCCGUCGAAAUUGAACAAGACUUCGCACAGGGGUAGCAUUAGAAGCCACGCUACGACGGCAAUCUUGGGGGCAGUUGUGGGAGCAGUAGGAACUAUUGCGGCUUUGGCUUCGCUUCCCCCAGAUUACUUCGCGUAACUGGAUUUUGAACAAUAGUAUGAUGGCGUUACGGUGGCUAAUUCUGGGUCUAAGGUUCUAGGGUCAGGGCUUAUUCAAUAUCGAGGUUUCCCACUCCUCUCGCUAGUUCUUUUGCAUGUUCCUAGCUUUUAUUCUGUUGGUACUCGUUCAUUCUCCGUAGGAAUGCUAGAAAUUGGACUCAAUUGAUGACU
Aspergillus nidulans FGSC A4 is the source of this 2279-nucleotide messenger RNA. Its product is annotated as FHA domain protein. The transcript is spliced from 5 exons. Bases 1 to 2088 code for a protein of 695 amino acids. The record is from RefSeq and is a predicted model, not a curated record. NCBI's taxonomy places the organism in Eukaryota, Fungi, Ascomycota, Eurotiomycetes, Eurotiales, Aspergillaceae.